AUGAUUCUUCUAACGAUUGUAACAGUUUGUGGUUUCUGUAGGGUCUUGAAGCCAAAUAAAGUUGCUUUCAAUAGCAUGAUUCUUUCAGCUAUGAGGACAUGCUCAAUUUCUGGGAUUCACACUCUUUGUCCUAAAUCAAGCGCUUCAGUUUCUUUAAGGUCUAUGAACGCAAGCUCACAGUCCUUUUCUACCACUGAUUCACCACUCAUCACUUUAACAACUUCACUCAUUCUUUAUCCCCGUUCAUCAAUAGUUGUGUCAAGCCAUCUCUCCCCAUCAGAUAUUCCCCAGAAAUCAGAAGAAUGGUUUGCUUUACGGAAAGACAAGUUAACCACUAGUACUUUCAGUACAGCGCUCGGCUUUUGGAAGAAAAACCGGCGUUCUGAGCUCUGGCAUGAGAAGGUAUAUGACUUAGACUCACGAGUCGUGGAUGAUUCUGCACGGUUUGCAAUGAACUGGGGUGUACAGAUGGAAUCAGCUGCGAUUGAUAGGUACAAAAGAAUAAUGGGAUGUGAGGUUGGCUCAAUGGGAUUUGCUCUUCACUCCCAAGAGCAGUUUCACUGGCUUGGUGCUUCCCCGGAUGGAAUUCUCGAUUGCGGUAUUCUAGAAGUGAAAUGCCCGUACAACAAAGGCAAAACCGAUACUGUAUUACCGUGGUCCAAAGUGCCAUUCUAUUACAUGCCUCAGUUGCAGGGUCAAAUGGAGAUAAUGGACCGGGAAUGGGUCGAUUUGUACUGCUGGACACGGAAUGGAAGCGCGGUUUUCCGAGUGAUGAGAGACCGAAGCUAUUGGGGAAUCAUACAUGAGGUAUUAAGGGAGUUCUGGUGGGAGAAUGUGAUUCCUGCAAGGGAGGCUUUGUUGUUAGGGAAGGAGGAUGGGGUAGUGAAAUCAUAUGAGCCAACAUCUACGCACAAGCGAACCGGGCUUGCCAUCGCCAAAAGCAUAAGUUUGGCUGCGGAAUCAAAACUAGUAUGCAGAGAAAUCGCUGAUCAUGUUGAGUUCUUUAGAUGA
Molecule: messenger RNA, 1011 nt
Organism: Arabis nemorensis
Lineage: Eukaryota; Viridiplantae; Streptophyta; Magnoliopsida; Brassicales; Brassicaceae
Source: the annotation of a GenBank genome assembly